AUGUUGAACAACAUCUCAUUACAAUGCAGACCUGGCACUUACUCGUAUUCGAUUUCGACGACUUUAAUAUUACAAUUCAACGUACAAAGCACCAAGCUCAGCUGUCAAAUUAAACUUGAAUACACUAAUACACCAAAGAAGCUGCGCUUCUCGAGCAGAGGACGUAUCCAAUUUAUUAUAGGCUGUUGUAAAAUUAAACAUUAAUGUACAAAAAUAAGAAGUGACCCCGAGCAAUAAUUUUCCCCUACCUCGUCCUCCUCCGUUUGCGUAAACGAGCACAGCAAUGCAUCUAGCAAAGAACCAGACCGCUAACAGUAUAGCAGAUGACAGAUACCAACUUCAGCCCCCGCGUUUCGGGCGCUAGUGCCGUCCGAUGUGAGACUACAGAUGAACAAGAGAUAUUUACUUAUUCAAGUACUGUACAAACGAGACUGUAUUCAAGGUCGUAGAAAUACAAAUAUUGUUUUACUGUAUACUAAGAACACCGAGAAAACUACAAAAACUGAAAACACUGUUGAGAAAAACGCUGAAAAUAACGCACUGCAUGCGUACGAGCACCGUUAAGACCUGCCACUAGAAUCGUGAAGGCUCUCUGCCACUAGAAUCGCACCGAAAUCUCAAGCACCGUUCCAUCUCAUGGUGUGUAACAAUUGGGCUGUG
Messenger RNA from Amoebophrya sp. A120, 660 nucleotides. The record is from the annotation of a GenBank genome assembly. NCBI's taxonomy places the organism in Eukaryota, Dinophyceae, Syndiniales, Amoebophryaceae.